This is a messenger RNA of Bombus pyrosoma, 2301 nucleotides long. Its product is annotated as transmembrane protein 53. Gene Ontology annotation, molecular function: serine hydrolase activity. The transcript has 6 exons. Bases 775 to 1725 code for a protein of 316 amino acids. The record is from RefSeq and is a predicted model, not a curated record. Lineage: Eukaryota; Metazoa; Arthropoda; Insecta; Hymenoptera; Apidae.
UAACACACAUAUUAAUAAAAUCCAGUUAGAAUAAAAUUUUUCAAAAUUAAAACAUAAUAAUUAAUUACAGUAAUUGACAUAAUCUUAUCAUUCUUAUCCAUACUUUUCGAUGUUCGUAAUUUAAUUAAAUAUAUCAGUGUGACAUUAAAUUGUUUUAUAAACAUUAAGAAUCAUUUCAAACUUCUAUUUCUUCUCAAAAUAAACAACGUUAUUACAUAUGAGCUAUGACAUUGAAUAUUACAUUUCAAUUAUUUUUAUAAGCAUAAUGUUCGUGAAAGGAUUAUUCUCGAUUAAAUACGCAAAUUACGAUCUGCAUAAAUUACACAAGUGUAGGUAUACGUGUAGGUAUUUACGCAUGUGUAUACGUAAGAAAAAUGUGGACUUUAAACUUUAAACUUAUAAAAAGGAGAUAUAUGUGUAUAUACACAUACAGGAUGUCAAUUUGAAAACAUAAAUAACUUUUGAUAUUUCCUGUUAGUAAUCGAUUUGCAUGUAUUUAUACAUAUUCAUUGAAUAAAGGAGAAUCAAAUCAAAGGAACAUAAGCAAUUUAGUAUACUGGCAAAAGAUAAUAUCAGAUGGGUCAAUUGCAUUUAAGUUAAGGUCAGGUUGUAUUUUGUCCUAUUGGUCACUUUUAUAGAUAUACAUAUAAUACAAGAUAAUAGUAAAAUAAUUAAAAUGUAUACAAGACAAACAUUCUAUAACUUCUAACCUCUAAUUUUUAGAAAUCUUCAUCAAAUCUCUGGACUACAGCAUAAAGUGUAUUUUAAUUUGUAAUGAUGAUAGUUGGGAGGAUGUUAUUACCUACUCUUGCCAGAACAAGAUUGACUUCCUAUGCAAGACCACAAUUGUUAAAGCAGAGACAAGAUUUGACUUUAUUUCUAUUAGUAUGUAAAUUAUCAAACUAUCAUAUUACAAAAAAUAUUGAAUAUAUUUCGCAAAAUAAUGUAAUUAGAAAUGGCACAGCUGUACAGAAUUUUAAUAACGAGGAGAAUAAACCUCUAUUAGUUUUACUUAGUUGGUUGUUACCAAAACGUAAACAUGUUCUGAAAUAUGCAGAUUUGUAUUUGGAACAAGGGUUUGAUGUCGUGGUAGUAUCAAUUACUCCUUGGCAGCUAUUAUGGCCCACAAAAGGAUCUAGGCUGGUUGCAGCGGACUUGAUAGAGUUUCUGAUAAAACAUCAGAAUUAUCAACAAAUACUAUUACAUGGAUUUUCAGUAGCUGGAUAUAUGUGGGGAGAAGUAUUGGAUUUAAUGCAGGAUGACCCUAAAAAAUGUAACAAUAUAAUUGAUAGGAUUGUUGGUCAAGUAUGGGAUAGUUUGGCUGAUGUGAGUGAAUUAACAAUAGGUGCACCACGUGCUAUGUUUCCAAGAAAUGAAAUGCUACAAAAUAUGUGCCAAAAGUAUUUAGAAUAUCAUAUGAAAACUUUUUAUAAACCAUCUACUCAGUAUUAUAUAAGGUCUAGUCAAUUGUUUCAUACAAAUUUAGUGCAUAGUCCAGCAUUAUUUUUUAUAAGUAAAACAGACCCAGUGGGUUCAUUAACGAGUAAUCUAAGAGUAAAGGAAAGCUGGGAUUCUUUGGGUGUAAAGAUUUAUGUUAAGAUAUUUGAAAAUUCCCCACAUGUUGAACAUUAUCGUAAAUACCCAAAAGAAUAUGUUGCAGAACUGUAUGCGUUUUUGAAUAAAUUAAAUUUGAUGCAAAAUAAAAAGAAAAUGGCACAAUUUUAAAUGUGCCAUAUGACGUCUUAUUACUUAUAUUCUUAAAAGAUAUUCAAAACAGUAUAUUUAUGAAAUAUGUAGUUCUUUAAUAUAGAUUUUGAUACAAAUUUUUAUAUAUAAAUCAAAGCAAGUUAUUUAUAAUCAAUUGAAACUUUUUAACCAGUUAACCAGCUGUAAGUGAACUUCAUCAUCUGUAAGUAAAAAGACAUGUUUCUGUGCAAUAAUAUUAAAAGUAUAAUCAAUUUUAUAGCAAGAAACAAAGAAGUGUUCAUUUAAACAGGUAUAGUAAAAGGAAAGAGGUACUUUAUGAACUACAUAUUUUAUAAUAGUUUUAAACUUAUUUGAUGAAUUCCGUCUUUAGCAAUCAUAUGUACAUGAAUACUCACUUUUUUUUUUACAGUAACUAUUUUUUAAUCACGACGCUAAUUGCAACUUAUAUAGUACACAAGAAAAAUGUGUAUUUUAUGCAUUGAAUGUUAGUAUGCCAUUACAAAAAUGGUUAUUCAUAAUAUGUUACUUAUUAUACAAUGUAUACUUUUAAAUAUAAUAAAAUUUGAGUUGAUUAAAUUUUAUUUCUAUAAUGCA